GAACCGAAAAACCCCCUACCCCGGCCAGAAGGUUGCCAUGGUUUCUACGUAGCGUCUCUUCCUUUUCGGCUUCGUUGUCCCCAUGCGAUGACGCAACUUCCGCUUCCUGUUGGGGCGCGCUUCCAGUUGGCUGGGUACUAAGGGGUCCUGCAGAUUGAAGACUUAAAUCCAAGGUCAUGGCAAAACAUCUGAAGUUCAUUGCCAGGACUGUGAUGGUACAAGAAGGGAACGUGGAAGGUGCAUACAGGACUCUAAACAGAAUCCUUACCAUGGAUGGGCUCAUUGAGGACAUAAAGCGACGUCGGUAUUAUGAGAAGCCUUGCCGUCGACGACAGAGGGAAAGCUAUGAAACCUGCCGGCGGAUCUACAACAUGGAAAUGGCUCGCAAGAUCAACUUCUUGAUGCGAAAGAAUCGGGCGGAUCCAUGGCAGGGCUGCUGAGGCCCGUGGAUAGGAGGCCCAGUAUGAAAACCCUUAGCAGUUGUCUGCACCUCUUUUCUUCCUCCAAUCCCAUUUACCUUUCUUAAAAUAAACUCAAUCGCAUAUAUGCAAGAAGCAA
Bubalus bubalis (water buffalo) is the source of this 558-nucleotide messenger RNA. RefSeq names its product mitochondrial ribosomal protein S21 (gene MRPS21). Gene Ontology annotation, cellular component: ribosome. The transcript is spliced from 3 exons. Lineage: Eukaryota; Metazoa; Chordata; Mammalia; Artiodactyla; Bovidae. Gene Ontology annotation, biological process: translation. The record is from RefSeq and is a predicted model, not a curated record. Gene Ontology annotation, molecular function: structural constituent of ribosome. The coding region runs from base 177 to 440 and encodes 87 amino acids.